AUGAUUUGUUCUUCCGCCUUGAACGUCCCGAACCUCCGGCAACCGCCGUCCUCCUCCCCCGGCACCGAACCAAAUCCCAACCGCUCUGCCCCUUCUAAACCUAACUCCCUACCUCUUCCCGCCACAGGUUCUUUCCCGGAAUCCGACACCAUCUCCCCCUCCAGAAAACUCCGCGGCAGCGCUCAGCUCAACCGCUGGUCUAGGGCUCGAGCAAUCCGUUCCGGCCGCAAAUUGGAACGGCCCGGCCAUCGAGCUCAGGUCCUCGACCGAGUCGACUCAGUUGAUCAGCUCAACGACCGCGAAUCGCUCGAGUUUGGUGCCGGGAGAACGAAUACCAGAAGAGACGAUGAUGACUACCGCGAGGAGGUCGCCGUCGGGAAAUCGAUUUACAUGGUCUCCGACGGAACUGGAUGGACGGCGGAGCACUCCGUCAACGCCGCGCUUGGCCAGUUCGAGUACUGCUUGGUCGAUCGCGGUUGCCCCGUCAAUACUCAUCUCUUCUCCGGGGUAAUUGAAUCUACUAUCGACGAUGUGGAGCGGCUGAUGGAGAUUGUGAAGCAGGCUGCCAAAGAAGGCGCGCUGGUGAUCUACACGCUAGCAGAUUCAUCCAUGGCGGAAUCUGUGAGAAAAGCCUGCGAGAUUUGGGGGAUUCCGUCGACUGACAUCUUAGGCCCAAUCACGGAGGCGAUCUCUUCUCACAUCGGAGUCUCGCCGUCGGGGAUUCCACGUGGAGCCGCGGGGAGAAACGUUCCCCUAUCGGAAGAAUACUUUCAGCGAAUUGAGGCCGUGGAAUUCACCAUCAGGCAAGAUGACGGGAAUCUCCCGCAGAACUUGAGGAAGGCCGAUAUAGUGCUAGUCGGGGUUUCCCGUACCGGGAAGACUCCAUUGUCGAUUUACUUAGCUCAGAAAGGAUACAAAGUAGCUAAUGUGCCCAUGGUGAAUGGAGUUGACUUGCCCAGGAGCUUGUUUGAAGUGGACCCUGAGAAGGUGUUUGGGUUGACGAUUAACCAGCAUGUUCUGCAAGCGAUUCGGAGAGCUAGAGCGAAGACUCUGGGAUUCAGCGACGAAACGAGGAGUAAUUAUGCUGAGAUGGAUCAUGUGAGGGAGGAAUUGGAAUAUGCAGGCAGGGUUUUUGCACAGAAUCCUGCUUGGCCAGUGAUUGAAGUGACAGAGAGGGCAGUUGAAGAAACUGCUGCAAUUGUGCUGAGGCUCUACCAUGAUAGGAAGAACAGAUGCUUGAUGCCUAGGAUUUCGAAACGCUACUAGAGUUCAUACUCCGCUCACUUUCUUAUUCAUACGAUGUUUACUUUGGAUUUCCACUUGCAGAAGAAAGCUACUUGGCUUGUGAAUCAAUUGAUGAAGACCAUUCUGUUUAUAGAAAUAAUAUGAUGGCUCUUUCUGGUACCUUCAUUCCCCUAGUUGUGACUACUCAACUAGCAACUAGCUACAUUGCCCACUUCUUCUUGCUCCACUGCCAAAUUAUUGGCGUUUGUUGUGUUAAGGCCUUACCAUGGCAAAGGAUAAACAUGUUCAAUGUCGUGAAUUCUGAAUCGCUACUAGGAUUCAUGUUCACCUCACUUCCUUGUAAGCAGCCACAUACACUCUCAUAUAUACAGACGAUGUUACAUUGGAUGGAAGAAAGUUGGAUUCUUGGCUUGUGAAUGAGAUGGACAUAUUUGUUCUUGAAAGGGAAUAAUUUUUCUGAUGGACAUAGUGGCAUAUGCAUUUGGUUUGCCUCAUAGAGUGACUGAAAGUGCAAGGGCUAAAGGCAAAGACAGCCCUCUCAGUGGGAUCGCCAAAAGAAGCCAUUACAAAAUUCAGGAGGUUUCCAAGGGAUGGGCUGGUUGGUUAGACGACUUGAACGAGGGAAUAAACUAAAGAGACCCCAAAAGGUAAGUAACUAGGAGCUUUCCAUCCAUGUGCACAAUCUAAAUGUUCUUCUCUCAUAUUUAUAAAACAAAGAGGAACGGACUACCAGUGAAUGCCGUCUGUCCUUUGUCGUGUUGCUGCAGCAGCUGCUGCUUCUGCUUGAUUUCUCCAGCGAGAGAGAGAAGAAGAAGGAAGGAAGGGAGGAAGAAGAUGGGAUGGAAGUGAGGGAAUUGGGUGAAAUGGAGGUUUAACGUUAGAAAAAUAUGGAGGAUUUUGAUUUGUUUGUUGAAGAAACAAAAUAAAUUGGGAGAUUUGAUACUGGUUUUUUUUUUUUUAAUUUCUAAUUCUUUUUUUAUAAAAUAAAUUUUUAAUAUGGUGGGUUUCAGACUGCCAGAUGGGAAAUGGGAUUAUGGGGGAGAAAUGGGUAUUUAUAUAUAGGGAGAGGAUGGCUGAGUUGUUGG
Molecule: messenger RNA, 2330 nt
Organism: Linum tenue
Lineage: Eukaryota; Viridiplantae; Streptophyta; Magnoliopsida; Malpighiales; Linaceae
Source: the annotation of a GenBank genome assembly